CUCCUGUAGGCAGUGAAAAGAGAAUGACUGUGUUGGGAUGUCCUUAUUUAGUCAAUGAGGAGGAACAGCACUCAUUCUAGACCCUCUUUGGAGCACUGAUAGAGGUGAACAGUCAGUGAGCAGUCUAUGAGGGAACAGGCAUAGCCCACUGCUCACUGUGGGCCGUCUGGGAAAUUUUAUAGAAUGUUAUUUUAGCUUUUUUGUUUCUUUUUCAACACUUUUUUUUCCACUUCUUACAUCCCCUCUGCUGUUUUUUUCCUCUCUCUCUCUCUUUUAAUUCCUGAAAGUUGGAUAUCGUCAGAUUUGGAAAAUAAUGGUUCUGCGUUUAGAACUCCUUCCCUGGACUUAAGAUGACACCCCAACAGAAUAACAACCAGCACCUGAAGGAAGACCAUGAUGAAGUAAGGGCAAGAAUACAAGAGAGAGAGAAGAAGAUGAAGACGACCAUACAGAGAAGACGCUCUGCCCCUUCAGCCAUCACUAAGGCCCUCAGCAAAUCCAGAACAUCAAGCAGAGAUGGGCAUCUCUUGACAGUCCCCUCCAACAAUGGCUCUUUCAUCCAGGCCUUUACAUCCCAGACAUCAACUUUCAUCAUGGAGGAACAUGUUCACCUCACCACAGGCCUACAGACUCAAGAGAGGCACCUCUUCCUUUUCAGUGACAUCCUUAUUAUAGCCAAGUCAAAGUCCUCAUCUAACCUAAAGCUGAAACAUCAGGUGCGUCUCUCUGAGAUGUGGAUUGCAUCUUGCAUGGAUGAGGUAGCAGAGAGGAAGCUGAGCCUAAAGAACUCCUUCGUCAUCGGCUGGCCAACCACAAAUUAUGUGGUUACACUAAGCUCCUCUGAAGCUAAAGAGAAAUGGCUUUCAACUCUGCAAUGGCAGAUCAACGAAAUGAAACAAGACGAGUAUCCAAAGAAAAUAGCCAUGAAAAUAAUGCUUUUGGAUGUUGGAAACUGCACAUCUACAACAACCAUAGAUGUGAGCAAUAAAGAUACAGUGGAAAAAGUGAUAAUGAUCGCCAUACAGCAGCUUGGAUUUUUGGGCAGGCCGACUGAUUACCAUCUCUGGGUAAUUUCAGGGAAAGAGGAAGCCCCAUACCCUCUCAUUGGCCAUGAGUACCCAUUUAGUAUUAUAAUGAACUGCGUGCGGGAGUCUGUGGACCAGUGCUACCUGGCCAACAACAACAUCAUAACACCAGAUGGGACACUUCUACCAGAGCAGAUCCCCAAGGAUCAGCAGUGCCAGUUCAUUCUGAAGCCCAGAAAGGCAGUACGUACCCACAUAAGGACAGAUUACUUUCAAAAACACUUCAAAAGAAAAAAGUCCCUAAUAGACUGGGCUCUGAGGAGAGGAAAUACCAGCCACUCAAGCAGCCAAGGAGAAUCCCCAAGCACUCCCCGAAAGCUCUUCGGUCACUCCCUGUCCACAAUCUGUCAAAAUGGAAACCUUCCAAAACCCAUCAUGGACAUGCUCUGCUUGCUGUACUAUGAAGGUUCAACAACUAAGGGAAUCUUCAGACGUUCAGCAAAUGCCAAAACAUGCAAAGAGUUAAAAGAAAGACUUAAUUCAGGGGGCAGUGUCCAAGUGGAAGGGGAGUCUGUAUUUGUGGCUGCAGCUGUCAUCACUGAUUUUCUGCGUAAUAUCCCUGGCAGUGUCCUCUCAACAGAAUUGUAUGAAAAGUGGAUGGAAGUCAUAGAGAUUGAAGAGCACGAUGAUAAGAUUGAGGCCAUGAAAAGAUUGGUAGACCAUUUGCCAGAAGCAAAUGUCACCUUACUCCGUCACCUUUUCGGCCUGCUUCACCAUAUAGAGAAGAAGUCAGAGGAGAACCAAAUGACUGCCUUCAAUCUGGCCCUUUGUAUUGCUCCCAACAUGCUGUGGCUCCCAGUACCUGCAGGCCCUGAGGAAGAGAGCAAAUCCACCAGAAAGGUGGCAUCACUAGUGCAGCUCUUAAUUGAAAAUUCCCCAACUAUUUUUGGAGAUGACAUUAUGUCUCUGUUCAAAAAUAUAAACAAGAAGCAGAGAGAGAGCUCGGGGGAUACCAUAGAUGGGGAUACUUUGCAGCAGCAGUACUCUUCUGAUGAAUUUGAUUCUGAACAAGAGAGGCAGAAACUACUACAUGGUCAGGAAAGGAACUCUUACUUCUUGCCCUUAAAUGAUUUGGUACUGAAGGAGGAUAAGGAGGGCUGGGGGCUUUUGGACGCAAUUGACACAUAUAAAAAGGAAGUCCUAACCGAGGACAGUGCUUACAGCUGUGAAAACUUAGAUGAUGCGUCUUUCCAUUCCACUGGGUCCAUCUGCUGUUUGGGCACCACACAGAGUAUUCAGUCUGCUAGAGACCGCUGUUCUUCAGAACCCAGUGUGUGUAUCAGUUCCCAGCCCCUCACUCGGUUUCAUGCUCCUGUAGCGCGUCAAUCCAGCUGUGACGCAGCCAUGACCCGUGGACAGACAGACUGUUUCCAGCACAUGCAGAAGCUGAGGAUAGAGAGUUCCAAAGUUUCAGAAGGAGACUGCAGCCCUAAGCUGAACAGCAAGUCCAAAUACUCCCUUUGGAGGUCACCUCAGAUUGCUUCAAGGAUGAGGCACUUUGGGCCACCUCGGAUGAAUCUGUCCAACAGGUCUAGUUUUUCCAGCUUGUCUUCUACAGCCACAUCACCCUCUGCGUCGUCCUUGAGCUCUCUAGACAGUGCCUUCUCAUACUGUUCCGACUCAGUGUUCAGCCCCAGCGAUGUGUCUUCAUUGCCUUUCCUGUUCGGGACCUCAGCAAAACUUCAGCCACUUUCUCCCGAUACUCCCAGUAAGUUCCCCAAAGAUUGGAGCAUGGCUUUGCCAUCCUCUAUGGCCCGAGAACCUUGCGAUUUGAAGUGGUAUGAUGAAUAUGAUGAAAAGGAUGAAGAGAACAAUAACUGCAGCAGUGAGGCUGAGGAGGCAGCCAAUGUUCAGACCCCUGAGGAAGAACAAAGCAGCUCGGGUAGUCUGAGUGCCUUGAACAUUAACAGUUCUGAGACUGACCAAGACAACAAUUCAGAAAUUGAUGGACAAGAGAUGGAAUCAAGUCUAUCAGAGGGCAGGAAUGAAACAGAUCGGGCGUCUGAGACAUCUAAAACUGGGACAAACAUCCAGCAUAAAGAACUGUCAGUGAAACACAUAAAACUGGUUAGGCCUGAAGGCUCAAUGCCUAAUAAGGAUAAGUUAAAGCGUACAAAAAUUACAUUCUACAUGGCCCCGAGCAAACUGACAGUGAAAAGGCAUUCAGACCACCAUGAGAAAGAACAGCCCAGUAUUUCAGUGAGUGUGUCCAGUGCAAGUGGUGCAGCUGAAGAUAAUGCAGACAAAACAAACCAAACAUUACAGGUCCAUAUCCCACAGAGUGUAUUUUACGGUCAAAAUACACCUUUGGUUUUGCGAUCUGUAUCAACGAGGCAAUCUUUAAAUUCUGAAGAGAAUGAUGGGCAGGCCAAAACUGCUGUCACAGAUGGUCCAGUGGUCAACAUUUCCACAGAACACAGUCCUGAAAUUCAUCCAGUGUCAAAGACUCAUGGCAAAGCUGCCAGCACAAUACGGCAUACAAUUCGGAUAAGGCUUCCAGCUGCUGUCAGAAACACUGUUAAGGAAUAUUUUCAUCACAGUGACCCUAAGAACAGCCACCCAGAUGUAAAAGCUGUGGAAAAAGAAAUAGUAAGAAGCAAAUUGGAAUGGCACAGUAAGAAUUACACAGCCUCACAGCAAGAGACAGUUAGAAAACUAAUGCAUGGAGAAGAAUCUUUUGUUUAAUCAUGCAUCAAGUGUUCUUUUGUAAGCAUCUAUGAAAUGAAUAUGUGAAUUACACCACCGCUUUUGCACAAUGGUUUAUUGUUUGCAUUACUGUAACAGAGAAAAUAUUGUAAGACGUAUAUUAGAUGUGGCAGUGGAUGUUCCAUGCCAAAUGAUGUGCUUAAACAGUGAAUUCUAUAAACACUUAACACUCCUCUGACAAACCUAUGUUUUAUAAAAACAGUCUGCAUACCAAAACAAGUCAUGUAAAUGGUUCUGAAAUAUUUCCUCUGACUCCUUGAUCAAUCCUUUAAUUGUUCUAUCCUUUAUUUGUGUCCAUCUGCAUCACUUAAUUCUAGGAGAGCACUGACACAUAGAGCAUUUUGUUGUCUUAAACAUGAGCUCUCCAGACUUCCCCAUUCAUUUAUGAUAACAUUUGAAGAGGGCAUUUUUUAAUUUUCUAAGGUUAAAUGAAAGACAUUUCCUAAAUGUUAUCAAAUACUUGAAUCUUCAGUUGUAUUAACACUACAUCACAAUCAUAACAACUCUGGUAAAUAUAGUCACAAGUACAAUUUGUCUCUUUCUCUUCAAUGUGAUAUCAGUGGGCAUAUACAUUUUUAUUGCAAAAAGAGCUACAGCAUCUCCAGUUACCCAUGUCAACACAAUAUAUUUACAGCUUUCAGAUAAAUUUGUUAAAUUACACAUCAAUGGCGCCUAAAUCUUUAUAUAAUGAGAUGAGAUCUUUAAGGCAACCGAAAAUAAGCUGGUUGUUGCCUUCUUUGACCUUUGUAAGUAUUUAUGAAGAGUGAGAUGGUGUAUACGGCAGCAUGGUGGUGCAGUGGUUGGUAUUACUUUCUUGCCGUGCUGGGGCCCUGGGUUCAGUUCUGGACCUUGGCUGAUCUUUGUGUGAAGUGUGAAAUUCUCCCCUGUGAUUGUGUGGGUUUCAUCUGGGUGUACCUGUUUCCUCCCACAGUCCAAAUUACCAUACAGGUAGGUUAAUUGUCUUCUGGGAAAUUUGGCCCUGGUUUGAGUGUA
Molecule: messenger RNA, 4784 nt
Organism: Lepisosteus oculatus (spotted gar)
Lineage: Eukaryota; Metazoa; Chordata; Actinopteri; Semionotiformes; Lepisosteidae
Gene: arhgap20b
Product: Rho GTPase activating protein 20b
Biological process (GO): signal transduction; regulation of Rho protein signal transduction
Molecular function (GO): GTPase activator activity
Source: RefSeq, a predicted model, not a curated record